Molecule: messenger RNA, 952 nt
Organism: Cucurbita maxima (winter squash)
Lineage: Eukaryota; Viridiplantae; Streptophyta; Magnoliopsida; Cucurbitales; Cucurbitaceae
Product: ethylene-responsive transcription factor ERF017-like
Exons: 1
Coding region: 245-859 (204 amino acids)
Biological process (GO): regulation of DNA-templated transcription
Molecular function (GO): DNA-binding transcription factor activity; DNA binding
Source: RefSeq, a predicted model, not a curated record
AUUUAUAAUGAUUAUUUUAAAACUCACGUGGUGUUUUUAAGUUUUAUCACGCGUUACCCAAAACCCCACUGAGCUUCUUCGUUGAGUUCCCUCUACCUUAGAGUUUACUCGUUUUGUCCAUUUCCUAUUUAACUCCAAAGCCCUAUCCCCUCUUUCACUAACUUUGAAUUUCUCAUUCUAAGUUCCCGAGCCUCAUUCCGAACCCAAACCUGCCUUACGCUCGGAUCUGAUAGACCGUUCAUUAAUGGCGGACCGUCGGAACUCAGGCAGUGAAACGAAUGAAGAGUCGGGUGGUCAGAUUUUGAAGUACAAAGGUGUACGAAAGAGGAAAUGGGGCAAAUGGGUCUCGGAAAUUCGGCUGCCCAACAGCCGUGACCGUAUUUGGUUGGGUUCUUACGACAAACAAGAGCAAGCGGCGCGUGCUUUCGACGCGGCACAAUUCUGUCUGCGUGGUCCCCAUGCGAAGUUUAAUUUUUCAGAUAGUCCGCCUGAAAUUGACGGCGGCGACCGGCUUUCGGCUCAGGAGAUUCAGGCAGCCGCAGCGAAGUUCGCUGUCGAGCACGGCGGAGAGGAACGAGUUAAAACGGGUAGUAGUAGUAGCAAUGAGGAAGCUCUAACCGGUAAACACUCUUCAGGGGCGGUUGACAGCGGCGAUGGAAGCAGCAGCGCUUGGGCGGCUUGGGACUUGUUGGACGGUGGUUCGGAUUUUGGGUUCGGUAAUAUUAUGUGUCGGAAUGAAAUGCUCUAUGAUAGCGACAUUAUGUUCCCGGGACAAGAAAAUAUGGAGGAUAGGUUUGUUGAUGGUGGAGAAUAUUUUUGUCACGAGGCUAAUUUCCUAUGGAACUUUGAUAAUCAUUAAGCCUAUAAGCUAUAGUCUUUCAAAAGGGCCAAAAAAACAAAAAAGGGGAAACCCCAUAAGCCAUAGCUUGGUUGGGUCAUUUGGUCAAUUUUA